AUGAAAUUCAUCAUUGGCAUUGGAGGAGUGACCAAUGGUGGCAAGACCACCCUGACUAACAAACUGCUCAGGACGUUACCCAACUGCUGUGUGGUGCACCAAGAUGACUUUUUUAAGAAACCCGAUCAAAUAGAAGUCGGGGAGGACGGCUUUAGACAGUGGGAUGUCAUCUCGGCCCUGGACAUGGAGGCUAUGGUCAGCACCGUGAAAGGCUGGCAGGAGAACCCGGUCAAGUUUGCGCGAUCCCACGGCGUCAGCUUGUCACCCGAAGCUGAGGAAUGCGGCUCGGGCCAGAAAGGGAUCCAUAUUCUCAUUGUGGAGGGCUUCCUCAUCUACAAUUACAAACCUCUCAUCGAUGUCUACGACAGAUGCUUCUACAUUUCGCUUCCGUACGAAGAGUGCAAGUCAAGGAGAAGUACGAGAACGUACACCGUUCCUGACCCUCCCGGUCUGUUCGACGGCCACGUCUGGCCAAUGUAUCUCAAGCACAGGAAACAAAUGGAGAGCCAAUGUGACAGAAUAGAGUACCUCAAUGGAAUGAUGGCGAUAGACGACAUCUACACUUUGGUGUUUGAGAGUAUUCAGAAUGCCCUCCUCAACAACUCAUAG
Molecule: messenger RNA, 609 nt
Organism: Nerophis lumbriciformis (worm pipefish)
Lineage: Eukaryota; Metazoa; Chordata; Actinopteri; Syngnathiformes; Syngnathidae
Source: RefSeq, a predicted model, not a curated record